AUGUCAGGCUUGCAAAGGUGCGGGCAAAUCCUAGCUAACCUGGAGGUGAGAAGGCCCUGCACCUAUGAUGAGGGCAAUAGAAGCGAAGCGCGGCCAUGGUUACCCUCACAUCGACUGUGGACGCCGUGUGGGCCUGUACCGGGCUGCACUUCCUUGAACGACGCCCAGCCGCAGGCAAUGGCUGAGACUUACCAUACUCAAGCCUCACAGGCUAUGGAUUUCGGAUUUGGUUACCCAGAUGGCGGUGCUCUUGGUUUGACGUUUCAAGAUUAUGGGGUAACACAAGAUGUGCACCCCGGCACGCUUCAGUUUAACGAUUUCACACAGGGAGUCAGCCAGGCGCUCAGCUGGGGGGCCCCCGUUGGCAUAGCGAGCACGGCGCAGCGGCUCGCACAGCAGCUACGGUUCCAAGAGGCCUUCGAUGAGGCCGAGGAGGAGCCCACGGUGACGGUGCCCGAAAAGCCCCCCGAGUGGGCCUGCGCGUACUGUGGGAUUCACAAUCCGGCAUGCGUGGUCAAGUGCUUAAGUACCAACAAAUGGUUCUGCAAUGGUCGUGUCCACGGCUCAGGCUCGUGUAUCAUCUUGCACCUGGUCAAGAGCAAGAACAAGGAGGUACAGCUGCACAAGGAUUCGCCGCUUGGAGACACGGUUCUUGAGUGCUACGCUUCCGGCAGUCGCAACCUGUUUGUGCUUGGCUUCGUGCCGGUGAAAAGCGAGAACACGGUGGUGCUACUAGCACGUGACACGCCGCCCAAUCACCCCACUAUUCGCGACCUGAACCUGGACCUGUCCCAGUGGCAGCCUAUUGUGGAGGACCGCGGGCUGGUGCCGUGGCUCGUCAAACAGCCCGGCGAGCAGGAGCUGCUUCGCGCCAGGCACCUCACGCUGGCGCAGGUGUUGGUAGGCAAUCGCAGCGUGAUGCUGGUGAACAAGCUCGAGGAGCUGUGGAAGACGCGCCCCAACGCAGGCGUUGACGACCUGGACGAAGCUUCGGGUGGCGAUGACGGCGCUGUGCAGCCGGUGGCGCUCAAGUACGAGGAUUCAGCGCAAUACCAGGCAGUGUUCGAGCCGCUGGUGAAGUUGGAGGCCGAUUACGACCGCGCCAUAAAAGAGAGCCAGUCGCGUGAUGACAUCUCUCUUCGCUGGGACUGGGGCCUUAACAACAAGCGGGUGGCGUAUUUUUACUUUCCUCGUGAUGAUAAUGAACUCAAGCUCAUGCAGGGCGACGAGCUCAAGCUGCGACACAAGAAUGCGGGCAAUCGCGGUCCGUGGGAGGCGCUGGGGCACGUGCUGACGUAUCAGCAGAGCGAGGAGGUCUGCCUUGAGCUCUUUGCAAAUGACGUACCCGAGGACUGCACGGUGGGCUAUUCGGUGGACUUCGUCUGGCGGGGCACCUCCUACGACCGGAUGCGGAACGCAUUGAACACCUUCCGCAAGUAUUCAGCUUCCAUUUCAGGUUACCUGUACCACCUGAUUUUGGGGCACCCUGUGGAGUCGGUGACGUUAAAAAUCCCGCUACCCAAGGCGGGUUUCGCGGUGCCCACCCUGCCGGAGCUCAACCAUAGCCAGCUGCAUGCGGUCAAAUCGGUGCUGCAUCAGCCGCUGUCGCUCAUCCAGGGUCCACCUGGCACGGGAAAGACAGUGACCAGCGCAGCCAUCGUAUACCAUCUCGCCCACUCGGGCACGGGGCAGGUGCUCGUGGCGGCGCCAUCUAACGUGGCAGUGGACCAGCUGGCACAUAAGAUGGACCAGACCGGCCUCAAAGUGGUGCGCUUGUGCGCCAAGACCCGCGAGGCGGUCGCAUCACCCGUGGAGCACCUGACGCUGCAUUACCAGGUGACCCACAUGGCGGUGCCCGAGGGCGAGCGGCUGCGCAAGCUGCUGGCGCUUCGAGGCGCGCAGGGUGGGCUGAACGCAUCGGACGAGAAGGAGCUUAAGAGCUUGCGGCGGCGGCUGGAGAUGGAGGUGCUGGAGAACGCAGACGUGGUGUGCACCACGUGCGUGGGCGCGGGUGACCCCCGCCUCGCGAACUUCAGGUUCCAGCAUGUGCUGAUUGAUGAAAGCACCCAAGCUGCGGAGCCCGAGUGCCUCAUCCCCAUGGUGCUUGGGGCAAAGCAGCUGCCGCACGCAGCCCAAUGGGUUUUCCUUCUGCUAGCUAGCCCACAUGUCCACAGGUGGAGGACUAGCAUGCUUACCGCAAAAGUCAUCCUGGUGGGUGACCACUGCCAGCUGGGUCCCGUCAUCAUGUGCAAGAAGGCCGCGGAGGCGGGGCUGUGCCAGUCGCUAUUUGAGCGGUUGCGCCUGCUGGGUGUCAAGCCCAUCCGGCUGCAGGUCCAGUACCGCAUGCAUCCCUGCUUGUCGGAGUUCCCCUCCAAUACCUUUUACGAGGGCACGCUGCAAAAUGGCACGGGCAUGGGCGAGCGCCGCCUGGUGGGCGUGGACUUUCCCUGGCACAAUCCCGAUAAGCCGAUGAUGUUCUGGGUGCAGCUGGGAGCGGAGGAGAUCAGCGCUAGCGGCACCUCCUACCUGAACCGGACCGAGGCAGCGGCUGUCGAGAAAGUGGUAACCCGCUUCCUGCAGAACGGCAUGUCACCGUCACAGAUUGGCGUCAUCACGCCGUACGAGGGCCAGCGCGCACACGUGGUUUCAGUAAUGGUGCGCAACGGAGCAGUACGCCAAGAUCUGUACAAGGAGAUCGAGGUGUCCAGUGUGGACGCAUUCCAGGGACGCGAGAAGGACAUCAUUGUGCUGUCGUGCGUGCGUUCCAACGAACAUUCCUCAAUCGGCUUCCUGUCUGACCCGCGCCGCCUCAACGUGGCGCUCACCCGCGCACGCUAUGGGCUGGUGGUGCUGGGCAACCCUCGAGUGCUGUCUCGUCAGCCGCUCUGGAACAGCUUGCUGCAGUACUUCAAGGAGAGCGGCUGCCUGGUGGAGGGGCCGCUCACUAACCUGAAGCCCUCUAUGGUGCAGCUGCACAAGCCCAAGCGGGUCUUUGACCGCGGGUCUUUUGGCGUCGGCACGCUGACCACGAACCGGUACCAGCCCCCGGAGAAGGUGGGCGACCCACUCCCCAGCAAGGCCACGCCGCCGUCACAGCAACAACAGCAGCAGCCUCAGGCGAGUGGCCUGCAGAUGACGGCGACGGGCCAGACCGGGGCCGCGGCAUCGGCUAGCGGUGCCGGAGCUGCAGCCAACGGCAGCGGCGGCGGAGGCGCUGGCAGCAUGCGGUACUCCGGGCGCGCCACGGGCGGUGCGUCCGGGGCGGCGGCGGUGGCGUCCUCCUCCGGGCGGCUGAACGGCACGGCGGGAACCGGGUUGCUGAGUGUCGGGAAGGGCUCGACGCAGACGUUUAUGCCGUUCGCUAUGCCGACGUACAGCAUCCCAGCGGCGAAUGGCCGGGCGAAG
Volvox carteri f. nagariensis is the source of this 3405-nucleotide messenger RNA. RefSeq lists its product as uncharacterized. The record is from RefSeq and is a predicted model, not a curated record. Gene Ontology annotation, biological process: nuclear-transcribed mRNA catabolic process, nonsense-mediated decay. The transcript is spliced from 22 exons. Gene Ontology annotation, cellular component: cytoplasm. The annotation marks the transcript as partial. Gene Ontology annotation, molecular function: zinc ion binding; ATP binding; RNA binding. Lineage: Eukaryota; Viridiplantae; Chlorophyta; Chlorophyceae; Chlamydomonadales; Volvocaceae.